Molecule: messenger RNA, 2790 nt
Organism: Cladophialophora yegresii CBS 114405
Lineage: Eukaryota; Fungi; Ascomycota; Eurotiomycetes; Chaetothyriales; Herpotrichiellaceae
Product: hsp98-like protein
Exons: 1
Coding region: 1-2790 (929 amino acids)
Biological process (GO): cellular response to heat
Cellular component (GO): cytoplasm; cytosol
Molecular function (GO): ATP binding; ATP hydrolysis activity
Source: RefSeq, a predicted model, not a curated record
AUGGCAGCGCCUCAGUUCACAGAUAGAGCCGCAAAGGCCCUUGGCGACGCAGCAAACCUGGCAGAGCAAUACGCCCAUUCCCAGAUUCUGCCAGUUCAUCUUGCAGUCGCUUUAUUUGACCCUCCUCCGGACGAGUCAAAAGACCAACAGACUUCAGUCAAUGCCUCGCAAGCUCACGCCUCAGCACCGCUGUUCCGACAGGUGGUAGAGCGAGCCCAUGGCGACGUUCAGUUACUCGACAGAGCCUUCAAGAAAGCUUUGGUGCGGUUACCCAGUCAAGAUCCUCCGCCAGAGCAUGUCACCAUGUCACCGGCCCUUUCCAAGGUCAUUAGAUCCGCCCAAGAACUCCAAAAGACCCAGAAAGACAGCUAUGUCGCGAUUGACCACCUGAUCAGCGCCUUAGCACAGGACCCCAAGGUUCAAGAGGCGUUUCGCGAGUCGAACAUUCCCAACAACAAACUCAUCGAUGCCGCCAUCCAGCAAAUACGGGGGACGAAAAGAGUAGACUCCAAACAGGCCGACUCAGAGGAGGAGAAUGAGAAUCUCAAGAAGUUCACAAUCGACAUGACGCAGUUAGCACGGGAAGGAAAGCUCGAUCCCGUCAUUGGACGAGAGGAGGAGAUUCGAAGAGUGGUCCGGAUCUUGUCCAGAAGAACGAAGAACAACCCCGUGCUCAUUGGUGAGCCCGGUGUGGGAAAGACGACCGUCAUCGAGGGGCUGGCACAGCGCAUCAUAAACGCCGACGUCCCUGCCAACCUCGCCGCAUGCAAACUUCUCUCACUCGACGUCGGGUCUCUUGUUGCUGGCAGCAAGUAUCGCGGUGAAUUUGAAGAGAGAAUGAAGGGUGUGCUCAAGGAGAUCGAGGCGUCCAAUGAGAUGAUCGUCCUUUUUGUCGACGAGAUCCAUCUCCUGAUGGGCGCUGGCGCUAGUGGUGAGGGCGGAAUGGACGCAGCAAACCUCCUCAAGCCCAUGCUCGCCCGUGGCCAGCUCCACUGUAUUGGCGCCACCACCUUGGCCGAAUACCGCAAAUACAUCGAAAAAGACGCUGCUUUCGAACGACGGUUUCAGCAAGUCUUAGUCAAAGAACCCUCCGUGGCCGAGACCAUCUCGAUACUCCGUGGCUUGAAGGAGAGGUACGAAGUUCACCAUGGUGUGACUAUUCUCGAUGGCGCCAUUGUUGCAGCUGCAUCCUUGGCCGCUCGUUACAUCACCUCUCGGCGACUGCCGGAUUCAGCUGUCGACCUCAUAGAUGAAGCAGCAGCAGAUGUCCGUGUCAUCCGCGAAUCUCAACCCGAAGUUCUGGACAAUCUCGAGCGACGGCUCCGACAACUCGAAAUCGAAAUCCACGCCUUACAACGCGAGACGGAUCCGUCAUCCAAAGAGCGUCUGGAAGAGGCUAAGCGCGAAGCAGCCAACGUCAAGGAAGAACUCGAGCCACUCAAAGAACACUAUGAGCGCGAGAAGAAUCGGUCCCGCGAGAUUCAAGAAUACAAGAUCAAGUUGGAACAGCUCAAGAACAAGCGGGACGAAGCCGAACGUUCCAAUGAUCUGCAGACCGCUUCCGACCUGACGUACUAUGCCAUUCCAGAUGUCGCCCACAAGAUCAAAGAACUUGAGAAUGCCAGAGCCCAAGCUGAUGCUGAACAGCACACCAGACUUGGUGCGAUGGGCGAGGUCUCACCGACUGAUGCAGUUGGCCCAGAACAGAUCAAUGCAAUCGUGUCCAAGAUGACCGGCAUUCCAAUCACCAGACUUCGUGCCUCCGAGAAAGAAAAGAUCCUCCACAUGGAACAGCAGCUCGGUCGCACAGUGGUUGGACAGAAAGAAGCUGUCCAAGCUGUUUCGAACGCCAUCAGAUUGCAACGUUCUGGCCUUGGCAACCCGAAUCAGCCACCAUCCUUCUUGUUCUGUGGUCCUUCCGGAACUGGUAAGACGUUGCUGACCAAAGCACUCGCGGAAUUCCUGUUCGACGACCCGAAGGCCAUGAUCCGGUUCGACAUGUCAGAGUAUCAAGAACGACACUCGUUGUCGAGGAUGAUUGGCGCGCCUCCGGGCUAUGUUGGACAUGACGCUGGCGGUCAGUUGACGGAAGCCUUACGACGACGACCUUUCUCAAUCUUGCUGUUCGAUGAGGUCGAGAAGGCUGCCAAGGAAGUUCUGACCGUCCUGCUCCAGCUCAUGGACGAUGGGCGCAUUACCGACGGACAAGGUCGUAUUAUCGAUGCCAGAAACUGCAUUGUCGUCAUGACCUCUAACCUCGGUGCCGAAUACCUCUCCCGCCAGAAUGCACCCGACGGAAAGAUUGACCCCACGACCAAGGAGCUGGUGAUGAAUGCGCUUCGCAACUACUUCCUACCCGAGUUCCUGAACAGAAUCAGCGCGAUUGUCAUCUUCAACCGGCUCACUAGAAGAGAGAUCCGGAAGAUUGUCGACUUGAGGCUGAGCGAGAUCCAGAAGCGGCUCGAGAGUAACGACAAGAAGAUCUUUAUCAACGCUACCGACGAGGUCAAGGAUUACCUGGGUGCUGCUGGCUAUUCGCCUGCCUACGGCGCACGUCCAUUACAGAGAUUGAUUGAGAAGGAGAUCCUCAACCGGCUGGCAGUGUUGAUACUGAGAGGUGCUAUCAAGGACGGCGAGACUGCGAACGUCAUCCUGGAAGACGGACGGAUUGUGGUCCUGCCAAAUCACACUGAUAGUGAGAUGGAAGAUGACGAAGAUAUGUUUGACGAGGAUGAUGCGAUGUUGGAGAUUGAAGAUGGUCCCAAUGGGAACAUGGAUCUUUACGAGUAA